AUGAGCAGCUUCAGCAACCCAGAUUCGUACUACGGAUAUGGCAGCAGUCCACCUCUUCAGGGCUUGCCAGGCAUGGACUGUUACCCAAGCCCACCACCCGAAGGGGGCGAAAGUCGUCAUAUUAACCAGAAGUAUACGACAGAAGAGGGUGACUACAUCAUCUAUGCUUGGCACGACAAGAAGAUGAAAUGGCAACAGAUCAAGCAGGAGUUUGCUACGAGAUUCGGGAACACACCCGAGCGUACUGUCCAAGGUCUCCAAGCUUGGUACUACCGUAUGAACCAGCGCAUACCUAUUUGGGACCAGGAGGGUUGGCUCUGCUUCGACAAUGAAGACGACCUCGAGCCCCAACAUAUCAGCAUCAAGUGUCGCGAACGUGACAGCCAGGACAAACCCUCAGAACCACUUGGCCUCGCACAGCGGUACCCUGAGAGAGCUAUCCACUACUCUUGGGUUGAUCCUGAGAUCAAAUUCAAGUCCAGCGACUGGGAGCUUUGCAAUAUCGCGACAGGCGAGAGCGACGUCGAAGAAAGGAGCAGUGUCGCCUCAAACUAUGAGGAGCAAACGAUACUGCCACCAAGCUCGAGAUAG
Fusarium graminearum PH-1 is the source of this 591-nucleotide messenger RNA. RefSeq lists its product as uncharacterized. The record is from RefSeq and is a predicted model, not a curated record. The transcript has 2 exons. The coding region runs from base 1 to 591 and encodes 196 amino acids. Lineage: Eukaryota; Fungi; Ascomycota; Sordariomycetes; Hypocreales; Nectriaceae.